AUGCAAGAAUAUUAUCUUGGGAAUGAUUCACAGUACGUUACAAAUUUACAUGAAAUCGGUCAUGGUACAUUUUCAAUUGUUUAUCAAGGAAAACUAAAAGAUUCAGGCCAAGGAAUCGCAAUAAAAAAAAUUACCGCCGAUAUUACUGAAGAAAUCUUUCGUCGAGAAAUUAAUAACAUGUGCAGUUCAGAUCAUCCUAAUAUAGUAAAAAUAUACGAUGCAUUUCUUCAAGACAAAUUUCCUUAUAUAAUUUUGCAAUACUGCGCUAAUGGAACAUUAUCGCAAAGAUUAGAAACAUUAGAUAAUUAUUCUGAUGACGAUGCUAGACUUAUUCUAAAGAGUGUUUUAGAAGCGGUUUCUUAUUUACAUAGCCAUCAUAUUAUUCACAGAGAUAUUAAAGCGGAAAAUAUAUACUUUGAUGAAAAUGAUAAUGUCCUCUUAGGUGACUUCGGUUCUUCAAAGUUUAUUGCUAAUGAUACUGCACAAUCUUUAGUCGGAACGAUGGACUACAUAGCACCUGAAGUUAUUGAAAGCAAUAUAUCAGGAACAAAUUAUAAUGAAAAAGCUGAUAUUUGGAGUAUCGGAAUCCUGACAUUUUACCUAAUCGAAAAACAUUUUCCUUUCCAAGUAAGUAAUUACAGAGUAAGCCCUGAUAUGACCGAUGGAUCGUAUAAAAAUGAAUUUUAUCUCUCACAUUCUGAUAAAAUACUAGAUUUCAUUGAUAAAUGCCUACAACCUAAUCCUGAUGAUAGGCCAGAUGCAGCUGAAUUACUUAAACAUCCGUAUAUUACUGGAUAA
Trichomonas vaginalis G3 is the source of this 798-nucleotide messenger RNA. RefSeq names its product hippo signaling. Gene Ontology annotation, cellular component: cytoplasm. The record is from RefSeq and is a predicted model, not a curated record. Lineage: Eukaryota; Parabasalia; Trichomonadida; Trichomonadidae. The transcript has a single exon. Gene Ontology annotation, molecular function: ATP binding; protein serine/threonine kinase activity. The coding region runs from base 1 to 798 and encodes 265 amino acids. Gene Ontology annotation, biological process: protein phosphorylation.